Molecule: messenger RNA, 453 nt
Organism: Maudiozyma saulgeensis
Lineage: Eukaryota; Fungi; Ascomycota; Saccharomycetes; Saccharomycetales; Saccharomycetaceae
Source: the annotation of a GenBank genome assembly
AUGGCAUCAUUACCAAAAAGAAUUAUUAAAGAAACUGAAAGAUUAGUAACGGAUCCUGUUCCAGGGAUUACAGCAGAACCACACGAUGAUAAUUUACGUUAUUUCAAAGUUACUAUUGAGGGACCUGCAGGAUCCCCAUAUGAAAAUGGUUUAUUUAACUUAGAAUUAUAUUUACCUGAUGAUUAUCCAAUGGAGGCACCAAAAGUACGUUUUUUAACUAAAAUAUAUCAUCCAAAUAUUGAUAGAUUAGGACGUAUAUGUUUAGAUAUAUUGAAGACAAAUUGGUCUCCUGCUUUACAAAUUAGAACAGUAUUGUUAUCUGUACAGGCACUAUUAGCUUCGCCAAAUCCUAAUGAUCCGUUGGCUAAUGAUGUUGCUGAAGAUUGGAUUAAAAAUGAACAAGGCGCAAAGGCAAAAGCAAAAGAAUGGACUGCCCUAUACGCAAAGAAAUGA